Paramuricea clavata is the source of this 1500-nucleotide messenger RNA. The record is from the annotation of a GenBank genome assembly. Lineage: Eukaryota; Metazoa; Cnidaria; Anthozoa; Malacalcyonacea; Plexauridae.
AUGAAACCACUUGAAAUUAAUAUAAGUAAACCUGGCACGUUCAGAGAAAACUUAGAAAGUGUUAAUCUCACUAGAUCUCAGAAUUAUGUAAGUAAUAAUGUGGUGUUCAUGCAAAUAUAAAGUCAAGUAACUUGCUCAAAAUAUUUUGUGGAUGUGCCCCAAAAUCGUAAUGUUUUGGGCGUCAUAUGAUGACGUCCAGUUAUAAACAUCACUAGUGACAUAACGUUUUUCAGGUAUUCGAUCUCAGCGCGAAGCAUACAUGAGCUUAAGAGCAAAGACAGCAAUGGAUUGCGUCUUGUUUUGCCUCGAGGAAAAACGGACUUGCACGUCUCUCAAUUAUGCCGAACCCACUUCGGUCAAUGAUGGCGAGAAUUGUGAAUUACAUGAGGAAACAAAGAAUGAUGACAAUUCAUUGGAAUUCCUGAAAGAUGAUAAAUACACCUUCUAUCAAAUACCUGGAGGAUCACACGAAUCAGAAAACACACAAAAGGCAGAUAAUGAAACUGAACAGGUAUACAUUUACCUUGCUUUUUGGCUUUCAGGCCAAUUCUGUUGCGAUUGGAAGUGAAGUCAGGCUAUUUCCAUUUUCCAACAAUGGGAAAGAAACGCACUUUAUCUAGUAUGCACGAAUUUAUUACUCACUUUCAGAGUGGGAAAGUGUGUUCCAGCAACAGCUAGUAUACAGUUGCAACGAGGUUGUAGUCGUCUCAGUUUGGCCUUGACUGCAGGUCUUGUUGGCGAGCCUUUCUUAUUGUCAAUUCGUUUAACGAUUAAAUUGAAUUUACCACAGCAUAAACAAAAAGUGAGAGCUGUCAGUUUUUCGACACAUAAAACAAACAAUUGUUCCAAAUUUCCAUUUAGGCAAUCAGACCAAGUUGUGUUGACCAUUUCAACAAUGGUAGUAAAACAUCGGGUAAUUACACCAUCCUUGAUGAGCAGCAACAACCUAUCACAGUGUAUUGUGAUAUGGAAUCCGAACCAGGAUCCGUUUGGACACUGGUCAUGUCCUUCACGAGAGAAAACAAAGAUCUUAAAUCAUUCAAAAAGAGAGCAAUGUAUCAAAAUGGAGCAGAAAACGAAUUCGCUCCAAAUUGGUCCGCAUACCGAAUGAGUUCGUCAUCAGUGGCUGCUUUAAAGAAAAUGGCAACUCACUGGCGAAUUACAUGCAGUUUUCCUCAAUAUGGUGCCGACACCCAGACUGACUACGUCCGAGCUGUGUUCGCUGAUUUUGAUCUCUUGAGAAAAAGUAAGAAUGAAUGCAAGAACGUGAGCUACAUAAGUGUCAUGGGGCAGUCUUGUUCGAAAUGUACCGCACAGUGGACACAUAUUACCUACUAUACCCCGCAUAUCGCUGCCAUGCAAAACGACUCAGCUUGCGACAUAAGAAGUGAUAAAAGUGAAUGCUACUAUUUUGGUGCGUACUUCACUUACAAUCUCAAUUUUCGUUGUACAGAAUCUCCAAAAUCAACAACGAAUUACUGGUUUGGUUCUUAUGUUUGA